UCCGUCGUCGGCUCGGUCUGAAAAAGUUUCUCCAUGGUUCCUUUGUGUCGCCCGAGCGCCUGUUCGCCGGCCCCGAGCUCCCCCGCUCUCCCCGGCAGGAGGAGGUGGCCGAGCAGCUAGUGGGCAGUUGGCGCCCCCCUGCACAAGCCUCCACCCCAGAGGCUAGUCCCGCAUUCCACAAGUUCGCCAUGAUCGCCACCGGUGGCCUGCUGAGGAUUUCCGCCAGAAAGCAGGACCCCCUCCGCCCCCCCAGCCAGAUCCCCAAGCGCAAGCGGAAAGCCAAGAGGAGGCGCAAGAACGACGUGGUGGUGGUGAAGGGCAAGCUGAAGCUGUGCUCCAUCUCGGGGCUCAUCGCCCUCUGCGGGAUCCUGGUGCUGCUGGUGGGCAUAGCCAUGGCUGUGGUGGGCUACUGGCCCAAGGCCAACGGGCCCAGUAAGGAGGGGGGUAAGCAGCUGCCGCCCGCGGCCAGCGGCCACCGCGUCCCAAACACUGCCAAUAGCAGCAACAGUGGCAGCAAAAACCGGUCCAGGAGCCACUCGGGGACUCCGGAGGGUGCCAACUCCAGUUCCGUGGGCGCGCCCAGGGGCACACCCCCAGCGCGGCCCGUCGCCCCUUCCUCCUCCUCCUCCACGUCCGUGGGUUUCUUCUUCCGCAUCUUCUCGGGCUACCUGCACUCUGACAAGCUUAAGGUCUUCGGGCCCCUCAUCAUGGGCAUCGGCAUCUUCCUCUUCAUCUGCGCCAACGCGGUGCUCCACGAGAACCGGGACAAGAAGACCAAGAUCAUCAACCUGCGCGACCUCUACUCCACCGUCAUCGACGUGCACAGCCUCCGCGCCAAAGACCUGGCGGCCGCCGCAGCCGCGGCCGCGGCCGCAGCCGCCUCCUCGUCGGCCUCGGCCCCCGCCUCGGCCCCCUCCGGGGCCACGCCGCUAAAUGGCUUCCUCAGUUACGUGCAGUCGCGGGGCCUGGAGCUGAAGCCGGGGAGCUGCUGCGGCGCUGGGGACGCCUUCGGAGCAGCGGCGAUGCUGGCCAAGGGCUCGUGGCCUCACCCCGCGGCGCUCGGUAGUGGCGGCGCGAGGGGCGCCGCCUCCCCGCCCGACCUGGCCUCGUCCCCGCGCUGCCCGCGGGAGCCCCCGAGCCUGGCCGAGGCCGUGUACAGCAUCUACCGCGAGCGCUCGGGCGGGGCCGGCCGUCGCCGGGCCGCAGAUGCCGCCGCUGUGGCCGCCGCCGCCGCCACUGCCACCGCCACCGCGGCCGCCAGCAGCAACAGCAGCCCGGCGCGCUGCAGCCCACCCGAGAGCUGGGGGCGCCAGAGCACCGCCAGCUCCCUCGUGGGCUCCUCGCUGAGCGCCUUCGCGCUGCUACCCUUGCAAGGGGACCGCGACAGGGACGGGGACGCAGAGGGCGCGAGCUGCAGCUGGCAGAGGCCUCCCGGGGAACGCGGCUCCCGGGAGAUCCCGCGGGGCGAGCUCGACCUGAGCUUGACCAGCCUCCGCGGCGCCGAGGGCGGCGCGCGCUGGGCGCACGGCGAGCAGGAGGAGCCCGAGGGCGCGGUGGCGGCGCGCACCGCCAGGGGGCAGGGCGGCCGCCUGCCUAGGACCGGCCGGUAUGCGGCCUUGCGGCGCCGCAGCACCAGCGGGCUCCCGGACUACCGGGCACCGUCGCCCCGCGAGCCUCCGCCCUCCCCGGGCAGCGAGGACCUGGACUCCAGCCUUCUGGCCAAGGCCGCCUCCUCCUCCCCUCCCCUGCGGCUGGAGGACUCUCCCCCUGCCAGGCGGGACUCUGGGAGUUCCCAGUCGGAUGACCCAUCCAUUAGCAAUAAGGGCUACACCCCUCUGCGGGAGGCCGGCACCUCCUUGGAGUCGGUCAUGGACGCAGUAGCCAGUAAAAGGCAAGACUGUGCUGCCGCCACCGCCCCGGGUGCAGAGCAGAGCGUCCCGGAGGGUGCCAGCCAAGAGACACCCACGGCUGGGCCACCUCAGCCGGUGCAGAGGCAGUUUACAAACAAGGAGAAACUCUUCAUGAUUUCCCGGUCUCCUGCCCUGGGGGUAGAGGAAGGAGAACUGGAAAGCACUGGCACUUAGGGAAAGAGGGAGCAAGGAGAAAGGAGAGGAAACGGGAAAAGCGCCCACUUGAAUCAGUGCAAUAACAGGUCCCUCUUUCCUUUGUGGACUGAUCCGAGGACAUCAUUCAAUAUCCAAAGAGCUGCAGAAUGUUAUCCUUGAAUUGCGUUCGCAAGAUUCCUGUAGAUAUAACUCCAAGCAAUUUUUUUUUUUAAAGCAAACUAGUCUUUUUAUGUCCGAUGGUGAUUGUAUGUUCCAUGAAAACCAAAUGUAUUAAAAGGUCAGCAAUCUAGUUCAUUAGAUAAAAUUCUCUUAAUUUUCUUAGGAUGAAAAUAAUAUAUUUUUGACAGUAACUGUGCACUUUACUCCAACUUUAUUUUUUACCCCUAAUUUCCCUAACCCCUGUACUCUGCCGCUGGUUUUGUCCAUAGCUGCUUGUGAAUGACAAGCUUUUUUCUCCCUCCGUUUGUGGAGCAUAGAAGAGUUUGUCUCAGUUCUCGUAGAAUUGAUCUUACUCAAUGAAGUCAAAGCCAAAAGCAUGAGUAAUUCAGGAAAGAGCACUUUCCUCGCCCUACCCUACUCUGCUCACCCAACUGUCCAAAGGCCUCUUUAUUUUUUAAAAGGGCAUAUGCAUUUUGCUACUAGGGUAUGUUGUGCAGGCUGGAGAGGGCAGGAGCCAGAUGGACUGUUAUAUUCCUAAGUUCACAAUAUUAAGUACACCAUGCUUUAUUGAGUGUUAUCACACCUGUAUUGAAAAUAGCAUUAAUAUUUAAAAUCUUUUUUAAUAAAAGAAGUUCCAAACAGUUAAA
This is a messenger RNA of Lemur catta (Ring-tailed lemur), 2872 nucleotides long. RefSeq names its product transmembrane protein 200C (gene TMEM200C). The record is from RefSeq and is a predicted model, not a curated record. The coding region runs from base 189 to 2084 and encodes 631 amino acids. The transcript is spliced from 2 exons. NCBI's taxonomy places the organism in Eukaryota, Metazoa, Chordata, Mammalia, Primates, Lemuridae.